Oncorhynchus kisutch (coho salmon) is the source of this 2259-nucleotide messenger RNA. RefSeq names its product reticulon 4 receptor-like 1a (gene rtn4rl1a). Bases 722 to 2137 code for a protein of 471 amino acids. The record is from RefSeq and is a predicted model, not a curated record. Gene Ontology annotation, cellular component: plasma membrane. NCBI's taxonomy places the organism in Eukaryota, Metazoa, Chordata, Actinopteri, Salmoniformes, Salmonidae. The transcript has 6 exons. Gene Ontology annotation, molecular function: protein binding.
GCACGCUCCACGGUCUGUUCUCGUCAUCCGUCAGAUCAUCUCCUCGAGAGAAGGGAGAUUGAAAGGGCUGCCGCGAGCCAGCCAGUAACGGAGACCGGGGAAGGCACUGACCCAUUCCGCUUUCCUGCCUUGUCCAAUAACAAGUGAUUUUUGGGGAAUGGAUAUAUUGUUUUGUCAAUUUCGAGAGCUAAAAGCUCGGAAUGGCAAAGGUAAACGGUCUUCCAUAACGGAUAUUCAUCUAUUUGUGCCACAUAACAUUCAGACGACAGCGAGAAAGUUAUAGCUUUCUCUUUUCAACCGAAUUGCUUGAAUAAAGACUAGGCUACAGUGGGCUAGAAUUAAAAAGCUCAGAUGUCCAUAAAGAGCCGAGUUUACAGCGUGCGACACCUGCAAAACAGAAGCGCCUGCAGUGUGUUUAUGGAUAGAUAGGGCAUCUUGAAUAGAUUCUUCCAGAUGAUUUAACUUCGUCUAUAUCGGAAUAUCUGCGGGUGUUUUCAACUCUGCCUGUCAACACUGUUCAUUUCAGACCAGAGGAAAUGUAACAGUGAUUCGCGAGGGACGACGAAAUCACCAACGAUCAAAGGAUUCAUCCAAAACGGUUCAAAAAUCAAACUGGCAGUUUUAUUGCGGAGUACCAGAGGAGAAACCUACAUUCUCCCGGAGACGUCCAAGCAGGAUGGAACUCAAACUGGGAUACUAGACCAGUAGAACAAUCGCCGUCAUGUUUGGAAGAGGUUGUGGUGGUGUAGGUGUUCUCCUUGUCCUAUGUGGGUGGUUGGAGCUCUCCUCUCCCUGUCCCAGAGACUGUAUCUGCUACACCUCUCCCAGCACCGUGUCCUGUCAGGCCCAUAACUUUCUGUCUGUCCCAGAGGAGAUCCCAGCCCAGAGCGAGAGGGUCUUCCUGCAGAACAACAAGAUCCAGCGUCUCCUGCGGGGUCACUUCAGCCCCACCACGGCCAUGCUGUGGCUUUACUCCAACAACAUCUCCUAUAUCCAGGCCUCCACCUUUCACGGCUUUGCCCGCCUGGAGGAGCUGGACCUGGGGGACAACCGUCACCUGAGGGCCCUGGCUUCAGAUACCUUCCAGGGGCUAGGCCGGUUACACGCCCUGCACCUCUACCACUGUGGUCUUCUCAGCCUGCCAUCUGGGAUAUUCGAGGGGCUCAGCAGCCUGCAGUACCUCUAUCUACAGGACAACCAGUUGGAGUUCCUGGAGGAUGAUCUGUUUGUUGACCUGCUGAACCUCAGCCACCUCUUCCUCCAUGGCAACAGGCUAUGGUCUCUCCACCAGAACACCUUCAGGGGUCUGGGGGUGCUGGACCGUCUCUUGCUGCACCAGAACCGUCUGCAGUGGGUCCACCGUCUGGCCUUCCACGACCUGCAUCGCCUCACCACCCUCUACCUGUUCAACAACUCUCUGACUGAGCUGUCUGGGGCCUGCCUGGCUCUGUUGCCUGCUCUAGAGUACCUCAGACUCAACGACAACCUUUGGGAGUGUGACUGCAAGGCCCUGCCGCUGUGGGAUUGGCUGCGAAGGUUCCGGGGCUCCACGUCGUCUCUGGGUUGCGUCUCUCCUCCAGAGCUUCAAGGCCGGGACCUGAAGGAGCUGAGGAAAGAGGAACUACCCAGCUGUUCAGCAGGAGAAACCCAGGGAGGAGGUGUCAUAGGCGGGGAGGCCGAGCUGGGGGAGUCCCUGAAGAAAGAGGAGGACCAUCGACUCCAUCACAGGAACCACAGGCACCGCCAUAACCACCACCAGCACCCACACCUCCCACACGGGGAUCAGCACAAUGGGGACCUGUCCCCCUCGCCCCUACCCCUGCCCAGGCCGCCCAAGGGGAGCCGCAGGAACUGUACCCGCAACAGGGGGCGUAAGGGAAAGGGAGGGGGUCAGGGGGGCUUGAAUGAGGUGCAGACACUGAGGGAGGUGGAGGAGAAGGACAACGCCCCUGGAGGGGGUAAACAUGACCCCUCUGCCCCCACUCGCAGGAGGAACAAGUGUGUCCCUAGGACUUCAGUUGGACCGCCCAGCGGGGUCAAGAGAGCCAAUAGUAAUGCAGCGUCCCGCUCCGCUGGGACUUUUCUCUGUGUCCUAUUGGCUGGGCUGCUGUCACUCACUGCUGUGAUCCUCCUCUGAGACUGAAAGGAGGGUGUUUUAUAUUAACCCCUACAAUACAGUACACACUCCUCUGAAUGUCAGACCCACUCUGGCUCCUGCACUGAGGUGUGUGUGUGUGUGUGUGUGUGUGUGUGUGUGUG